Molecule: messenger RNA, 1458 nt
Organism: Paramecium sonneborni
Lineage: Eukaryota; Ciliophora; Oligohymenophorea; Peniculida; Parameciidae
Source: the annotation of a GenBank genome assembly
UUUCAAUGAAAUAACAGAAAUAAAUUUCAUGGCAUCGCACAAAUGUUCGAUGGCUAUUUCUUGGAUUGACAUGCUUAUUUUAAGUUGGAUGUUGUAUUUGCAUAGAUUUCCCUUCAGUAUUAGCUAGUUAAAUUUAAUCUACAUUUAAUGUUGGUCAAAAAGAUAUCAACUAUCUCUUCUCUAUUUAUUCUAUGCCAAAUAUAAUUUUACCCUUUUUUGGUGGAAUAAUAAUUGAUAAAAUCGGAGUAAGAAGUGCAUAGCUCAUUUUUUGUUCGCUUUUAGUAAUUGGAUAAGGUUAUAUAAAAUAUUAAUUUUAAAAGGAUUGUGUGUUAAAGGAGCUUAAGAAUAAGAUUUUAAUUUACUAAAGCUUGGAAUGUUAUUUUUGGGUUUAGGAGGAGAAGUUUGCUUAACUGUAGCUUAAAGUGCUUUAUUAACAAAAUGGUUUUUAGGAUAAGAAAUGUCUUUAGCUUUUGGGUAUAAAAAAUAUAUAUUUAGUGUUUAAAUUACAUUUAUUCGUGUUGGGUCAGUAAUUGGUGCGAAUUGGUUACCAAAAGUUUAUAUAUGGUAUGGAAAUAGUUUUAGUGCUUGUAUGAUGUUUUGUUUUGCAUUUGUUUUAAUUACAAUGUUAACUAGUUUUGUUCAAUCUAUACUAGAUAAAAAAAGUGAUAAAAGAGAUAAAGAGUAGAUGAAUUAACAAGAAUUAACAUAAUUAGAACAAUAACCUUCUGUAAAUUGUAGUGAUGUAAAAGAAUUCAAAUUUGAUUACUAUUUACUUUCAAUUAGCUGUGUUUGUAGUUAUAGUGCCUUUCUUAUUUUGUAGUCUAAUGGAAUACGUAUGUUUUAAAUAAGGUUUUCAUUAUUGUUAACAUUUUAGAUAUAAUCUGACAUUAACUUAAUAAACAUUCCUCUACACUUUACCAUACUUUAUUAGUGCAACUGUUACUCCAUUUAUUGGUUAUUUUAUUGAUAAAAUUGGAAAAAGACCAAUAUUUUUAAUUAUUUCUGGUAAUUUAUUAUUGUUGUCUACAAUAUUGUUUUCAAAAAAUGUAGAUUGUUUAAUUUAAGAUUAAUGUUUUAGUUUAGUACUUUUAGCAUAAUUUAUUAAUGGAAUCUUUUUUGCUUUAUAUGCACCAGUUAUUUGGCCAUGUAUUCCAUUAUGUGUGAAUGCCAACUCAUAAGGGACUGGAUUUGGUAUUAUUGGUUCAAUCUAAAAUGCUGGCUUAACGAUUUUCCCAAUAAUUGUAGGUAGAAUUCUGUUUAAUGAAAAUGCUAUAAGUUAUUAACAUAUGAUAUAUUUUCUUGGAUUUAUCACAUUUUUAGCAAAUAUUAGCAACAUUAUUAUUUAUUUUUAUGAUAUAUAUCAUGAUAAUAAACUUAUGAAACCAACACUUAAAUUAUCUGAAUAUGAAGUUGUUUCAGAAUAAGAAGAAUUAACUGAUAACACUCGAGUAGAUUGAU